CUCUGACGUCAUAAUUAAUGGUGCUUUGCUUCAACAGUGUUUGAACGGGCAUCUUUGCGAUUUAUCAACUUAAUAAAAUUCAGCUUUGAUUUCAUUAAAUUUAUCGAAAUUCAAUCGUAAAUCAUGUCAGUCAGUAAAGUUAGACAAAAUUUCCAUGAAGAAUGUGAAGCCGGGAUCAACAAGCAAAUUAACAUGGAAUUGUACGCAAGCUACGUGUAUCUCUCUAUGAGCUACUACUUUGAUAGGGAUGACGUAGCUUUGCCUGGAUUCUGUAAGUACUUUAAGAAGAGUAGUGACGAAGAACGUGAGCAUGCCGAAAAAUUUAUGAAAUACCAGAACAUGAGAGGAGGCCGUAUUGUACUUAAGCCUAUAGAGAAACCUGCUUUGGAAGAUUGGAUGGGUGGUUUGCAAGCUAUGAAAGCAGCGCUGGAAUUGGAAAAGACAGUGAAUCAAUCCUUGUUAGACCUGCAUGGCUUGGCCACUGCUCACAACGAUGCCCAAAUGUGUGAUUUUUUGGAGAGUGAAUUCCUGAAAGAGCAAGUAGAAUCUAUCAAAGAGCUGUCUGAUUAUGUCACCAACUUGCAGCGUGUGGGCACUGGUCUUGGCGAGUACAUGUUUGACAAGGAGACUCUGCAUGGAGAAGAAUAACAGCAUUUCUUCUUUUGAAACUGCUUAGAAGCUUUGUUGAAUGAAGAUCCUUUUUAGUUCUUAAAAUAUACUUAAGCCGAUAGCUUUUGAGCAUUUGCAGUUCUCUUUUCAAAUGUGCAGUUCCAUGCAACAUUCUCUGUAGAAACUUAAAAUAAAAGGUUUAUCAAAGCA
This is a messenger RNA of Uloborus diversus, 819 nucleotides long. RefSeq names its product soma ferritin-like. The record is from RefSeq and is a predicted model, not a curated record. The transcript is spliced from 4 exons. Gene Ontology annotation, molecular function: ferrous iron binding; ferric iron binding. Gene Ontology annotation, biological process: intracellular iron ion homeostasis; iron ion transport. Bases 124 to 648 code for a protein of 174 amino acids. Gene Ontology annotation, cellular component: cytoplasm. NCBI's taxonomy places the organism in Eukaryota, Metazoa, Arthropoda, Arachnida, Araneae, Uloboridae.